UACCUCAAGAAGCUGCACACGCAGGAGCGCGCUGUCGAGGAGGUCAAGCUGGCCAUCAAGCCCUACUACCAGCGCAAGGACAUCACCAAGGACGAGUACAAGGACAUCCUGCGCAAGGCCGUGCACAAGAUCUGCCACAGCCGCAGCGGGGAGAUCAACCCGGUGAAGGUGGCGCGGCUGGUGGGCGCCUACGUGCAGCGCUACAAGUACUUCCGCAAGCGGGGGCGCCGGCCCCCCCCGCCCCACGAGCCCCCCGCCCCCCCGGAGGCGCCUGCGGGGGGGGCCGCACCCGACAAGGGCCCCCUCCCCCUGCCGCCCCUCUGA
Messenger RNA from Nothoprocta perdicaria, 324 nucleotides. Its product is annotated as splicing factor, arginine/serine-rich 19-like. The annotation marks the transcript as partial. Lineage: Eukaryota; Metazoa; Chordata; Aves; Tinamiformes; Tinamidae. Gene Ontology annotation, molecular function: RNA polymerase II C-terminal domain binding. The record is from RefSeq and is a predicted model, not a curated record. The transcript is spliced from 2 exons.